Messenger RNA from Nasonia vitripennis (jewel wasp), 2961 nucleotides. RefSeq names its product serine/threonine-protein kinase fused (gene fu). Gene Ontology annotation, biological process: protein phosphorylation. Lineage: Eukaryota; Metazoa; Arthropoda; Insecta; Hymenoptera; Pteromalidae. The transcript has 11 exons. Bases 494 to 2860 code for a protein of 788 amino acids. The record is from RefSeq and is a predicted model, not a curated record. Gene Ontology annotation, cellular component: cytoplasm. Gene Ontology annotation, molecular function: ATP binding; protein kinase activity.
CGCCGGAGAAGCUUUAUUACUGGACGUUUAGUUUUUUAAUUGCAAGGAUGAUUAUACGGCCGGGAGAGAUUAAUCGAGACUUUACUUCUGCGCGUCGGCUAUUUAUUUUUUAAUCAGCUCGUAUACGACGAUCAGUGUUGUGCAGACUCGAUGACGAUGACAACAACGAUGUCUAUUUAUAAACGCCGGUGUGGAAUGGAAUUACAGCACGAGUAUAGGUAUAAUAUCUCGUUAUAAUUCCAAGCCGGUUCUUUGUCCGACGGCCAAUGGGCGCGCACGGACCGGCAAGCGAUUCGCGCGACCAAUAGCCUCUCGGAAAGUGGGGAAGAAUCGUGCGGAGAGGAAGAGAGCGAAGAAGAAGCGAAGCAGACGUCGGGCAACGCCAACGACGCUCUCUCUCUCUCUCUCUCAGCUCUCGCGGUUCUGUUGUUGGCGUUAGGUAUAUUCGCUCGCGUGCAGUGCGAUAUUAUCGUCGUCGCAUUGAAAUUUCGCUAUGGAGAGAUACGAGCGGAUCAAAAAGGUGGGCGAAGGCUCCUUCGGCAAAGUGUUCAAGGCCAAAAGAAAGUGCGAUGGGGCGAUCGUCGCUUACAAAGUCACGGAAAAGAAAGGACGCUCGCCCAAAGAGCUGGAGAGUCUGAGACGCGAGUGCGAGAUUCAGAAGGACCUGCAGCAUCCGAAUAUCAUUCAGAUGCUUGACUCUUUUGAGACUGAGAGCGAGAUUGUCGUUGUGACAGAGUAUGUGGAGAAGGAACUGUACGAGAUCAUCACCAAGGCUGGGAGACUGUCAGAGGAACGAGCUCAGGUGAUAGCCUGUGAUCUUGUGUCCGCUCUCCAUUACUUGCACUCAAACAGAAUUGUUCAUAGAGACAUGAAGCCGCAAAAUGUUCUCUUGGACCCUGAUGGAGUGGCAAAACUCUGUGACUUUGGAUUUGCUAGAAUCAUGAGUCAAGGAACUCAUGUUCUCAUGUCUAUCAAAGGGACACCGCUCUACAUGGCACCCGAAUUGCACGAUGAGAGGCCCUAUGAUCACAAUGUUGACUUAUGGUCCCUAGGCUGCAUAAUUUACGAGUUAGUAGCAGGUGUGCCACCCUUUCAAACUUCCUCCAUGAAAGAACUUGAAUCAUUAGUGAGACGCAAGGAAAUCAAGUGGCCUGAUCACAUAUCCUCCAACUGCCUAAGUUUCUUGCAGGGUCUGCUCCAAAAAGAUCCCCGACAUCGUCUGAGCUGGACGGAACUUCUGGAACACCCCUUCGUGAAGGGUCGAAUCCUGACGGUCGAGAAAAACGUGCCGCGGUCUCUGACCUUGCCCCUCUCCGCCAGUCAGUCGCGCGCCAAGCAGCAGCAGCUCCAGAGCUUAGCCUCGCGCUUCACCAGCCAGUCCAAGAAAAUACUGGAGAAGCAACUGAAGAAGAUACACUCGCUGCGGAGGAGCGAGCCAAGUGGCUCGGAGUCGAGUGCCAGCGUCGACGUACUGCUCAACAAUCUGAGUAUGCGCGCGUCGUUGCGCAGCGACCUAGUCGCUGCCGACCAUGCUAUCUGCCAAGUGGAUUGUCCUAUCGUCGAGGAGGAGCCUUAUCAGCAGAUUGAUCAGGUGCCAGCUCAAGAAGACUGCUGCGUCGCCAAUGCCAAUAUUAUUCCGGAAAAUCCCCCGGCGAUGCCCCCGCCUGUGCCGGCCUGUUGCAUGUACGGACCGAGCGCUUGGCAUAUGGACAAUGCCUACAACUUUCCUCUGCCGCCCUGUUGCAGCCUCGCGAUGCAUCAGAACAAUCAAAUGUACGAGCACUACUGCUUCUCACCGAUUCCUCAUCAGAACAAUUCGGCUUCCUACUCGCUGGACGAAUUCAACAACGAGUGCAAGCAGACGACCUCCUCGCGAAUCAGCUCCAAAAUGGAGAAUCAGAUCGGUGCCGAAGUGAACAACAUAAGCCAACGUCGCAAGAGACUAGUCAACUGGAAGGCUUACGACAUAGAGGAAAAAUUCGAGAACGGGGAGUGGCUGGGCUUCCUGGAACAAUCCAUAGACGAGAUGAUGGAAGGCGAGACGGCCUUCGUACUCCAGGACCGUUGCACUUCGUUGGUGUUUAUGACACCCCUAAGAAAUCCAGGCGCCAACUGCCGGGUCAUCGAGUACGUAGCUUGUCUCAUGUCCAUACCCUUCGUCGUAGCCAGUAGCAACAUUAUCGACGAAGAAGAGCUGGAGCGGAUCCAGCGCAUCUACCUCGACAUGAAACUCGUGCCGAACCUCGUCUACGCCGUGAAGCUGCUCAUGAGCGACAAGAACUGCAACACCGAAACCGACGACUCCAUCGCGGCCAAUGGCAAGUGGAGGUCGGCGCUUGGUCUUUCGGUCGGCAAACUCCAGGCGCUCGAGCGCAUCAUGUUGUUGCUCUGCAGACUAGUGCACGCGAAGCCCGAGUUUUUGACUCAGUUCUGUGACGCUAUUUUCGUAGUACCCGAUGGCGUGAGAUCAUUCCAGCAGAUCUUUGGGCUGGUGAAGAGGAAGUCGAGAACCGUUUCGGAUCUCUUGGCAAUCAUGAGCCAAGUCUUCAGAUCGCAGUCCAGCAAUGACGAGCUCGUCGAGGCAAUUUUACUGCGGGACAUGUCCGUCGAUGAUUUGACGGAUUUGCUCACAAAGCUCUUGAAGCAUCGGCAGAGCAAGUUGCGCUCGCGCACCUGCGUAUUUCUACUGUUAUUGGGAAUCUUCAGUCCAAAGACGCUGCAACACGUCUGGGGAAAAUCUUUGCGAAAUCUCCUCGAGAGCCUCCUCGAAGAUAGAGACAAGUCUGUUCGGGACGCUGCAGCCGAAGCCGUUGCCUCGAUGAAAGAACUGCCGUACUACGAUCCCGGCAAGGAUUCUUGAGACUCGCGCGGAAUCCCACACGAUCAUCAAUUGUACAUACGACUUCUUUUUAUACGACGACGCUCAGCAACUUUUGUAAUAAACCAUACACGUUCCGCAAA